CCCAUCGUUUAAUACUCAAUAUCAACAUCAUAGCUCACCAUCAUCAAGGGCCAUCUUUUUUUAUUCAUUUCAUUCACAUCCGUUUUCAUAUACCCAUUGAUUCAUAAUCACAUUCCACAAGGGAUAAUUACAUUCGUUACACAAUAGAAUAUCCCAAAUGUCAACUCCCAGAUCAAUAACAAUACCACUGUUCAUAGUGUUGAUAAUACCCCUUUAUUACUUCAUAAAUAGUUUCCAUUGGCAUUCACAUUCGUUUCCUCAAUAUUUAGAUAAAAGGGAUCAAAUAGAUUCAACAAAGAUAAUUAAUGAAAUUAUUAAAAAUUCCCAACAAGUUCAAAUAAAUAAGAUUGUGGAGAAAAGAGAUGAUAUAAAUGGGAAUAAUAGUUCAAGUGUUUUCUCAAGUUCAUCUUCAUCAUCAUCAAGUUUCAUUCCAAGUUCUUCUUCAUCAAGUGCUUUUUCUUCAAGUUUUGUAAGUAGUUCAUCAACUUCAUUAUUUGAUAGUUCAAGUUCAAGCGAGUGGAGCACAGCUAGUGCUUCUAGUUCAAGUUUAUUUGAAUCAAGUUCAUCAAGCUCAAGUUCAAGUUCAUCAACUUCACCAAGUUCAAGCUCAUCCAGCUCAUCAUCUUCAAGUUCAACCUCUCCAUCAUCAUCAUCAGAUCCAACAACCUCAUCUUCAUCUACAACAUCAUCAGACUCCAUAACAACAUCAACAUCCGCAUCCACUUCAAUAAACGACCAAACCACAAUAAUAAUCCAAAUAACCACAACAAUAACCAACGGUAAUGACCACACCACCUCUACAUCCCAUUCCACAGAGACCUCAACACCAACCUUAUCCUCAACAUCCACAAACGGUUCAAAUAACAGUGGUCAUUUAUCCCGCAAGAACAAAAACAUCAUUAUCGGAGUUGUUGUUGGGAUAGGUACACCAUUAAUCCUAGUGUUUUUAGGUAUAUUAUGGUUUAAAUAUAGAGGGAAGAAGAACUUCCUCAACAGUGAAGGAGAGAUUGUACAAAAGGAGAAAGGACCGGGAAAGAUGAUUGAUGAUGAAUAUUUCGAUGAUACUGUUGUCAAUGGAGAUCAUACAAAUGGAGAUUUGAUUGAUGAUGAUACUGUUGUUCAGAGAAAUGCUCCUGUUAAUCGUGCUGUUAAUUUUUAGAGAGAGAGUUGGGUUUUUUUUGCAUUGAGGUUUACAUGAAUAG
Molecule: messenger RNA, 1202 nt
Organism: Hansenula anomala
Lineage: Eukaryota; Fungi; Ascomycota; Saccharomycetes; Phaffomycetales; Wickerhamomycetaceae
Exons: 1
Coding region: 158-1159 (333 amino acids)
Source: RefSeq, a predicted model, not a curated record